AUGGACACCAGCUACUUGGCCCAGCAGGUCAAUAGCAGCAUUGGCCAGCUACACAGCCUGUUCGAUGAGAUUGGCGUCCCUACGCAUGAGCGCCAGGCUCGCGAGUCCGAGCUCUUCUCGGCACUCUCCGAGGCUCUCAACAACCAAGUUCGCCUCGUUAACACCGAAAAGAAGGAAAUGAUUGACGAAGCAAAGACCAUCAUCGCCAAGAUACACGAAAUGGAAACCUCACUCGACGACUCAAAGGGCCGACGAGACUACGACACGGACGACAUGUCAAUAUCCUACCCCUUAAAUCACUGCCUGCAAGGCCUCAAAGAAAAGCAAAUUCAGAUUGCUCGCUUGCAUAGAGAGCGCUUUGAGCAAGUAAAAAAGCUUGUACAAGCACUCGAAUCAUACUCGUCGCAUCUUGAACCUACCUUUGUCCAGAUUGCACUGCCCCCUACCGGCCCAAACCAAUCCAUCCCGACCAACUUUGACCUUUCCCCAUCCUAUGUUGAUAGACUAGACCGCGAAUUCACCCGCGUCUAUGACGAAUACACGCGCCGCAUCGCCCUGGUCCAGUCAUUGGCCGACAACAUCAUUAAGCUCUGGGCCGAGCUCGGCACGCCCCAAGCCCAGCAAGAAGGCGCCAUUGUCAAAUACUACCGUGAGGCGCCGGAGCAGCUGGGGCUCCACGCCCAAGACAUCAGCCGUCUACAGUCGAAGAAGGAUCGGCUCACCGACGAGAAGAAGAGUCGCGAGAAGAAGCUGCGUGAUCUCAAGGCGGCGGUCGAAGCGCUGUGGGCAAAGUUGGGCAUCGACGAAGCCGAGACCAAGGCGUUUGGCAACGCCAACCGCGGCUGCGGCCUGCGCCAAAUCAAUGAGUUCGAGGAUGAGCUGGCUCGAUUGAAUGAGAUGAAGCGCCAAAACCUGCACCUCUUCGUGGAAGACGCGCGCGUCCAAUUACAAGCGCUGUGGGACGCCCUGUACUUUUCUGAGGAUGAGAUGCUCGAAUUUACGCCUGCCUUUUCUGAUGUUUACAGCGACGCCCUUCUUGAGGCGCACGAACGCGAGAUUGCGAGACUGGAGGCCCUCAGGGAACAACGCGCGCCCGUGCUGGCCCUAGUCGACCGCCACAAGAACCUUAUCAAGGAGCGCGAUGAGCUCGCUGCCUCGAGCCAGGACGCCUCGCGUCUCAUGCUGCGCGGGCAGAAGGGCGAGAAGCGCGACCCCGGAAAGCUACUGCGCGAGGAGAAGAUGCGGAAGCGCAUCGCCAAGGAGCUGCCCAAGGUUGCUGCCGAAGUUAUAAAGAUGCUGGAGCGGUGGGAGGACGAGUACGGCCGCCCGUUCCUCGUGUUUGGCGAGAGAUAUCUGGACGAGUGCGAGGACAGCGGCUCCAAUAAGGCUGCGGCGCCGACGACGCGGUCCAAGACACCAGCCGGCGCGCCACCAUCGGCUGUCAAGAUGCCCAAGUCUGGCCACAAGGGCACCAUUGCCAAGUCGGUGCCGCCUCGGACAAUGACCAAGACGCCGACGGCCACGGGACCUAAGAAGGCGCCCACAACGGUACAGCAGUCUGCGGUGGCUAGAACCGCGAGUCCCACGCGUACAGGCCGGACAAGCCCGUCGCGAAUCCCUGCCCGGGCACCGCUUUCUAAUUUGAAGAACGGCAACAACUCGCCGGAGAGACCACGACCCGAGUCUCGCGGGGAAACGUUGCGCAAUGGCGCGCCGAUGAGGGCACCGCCUCCUAAAAUGCGUGACCUCAAGUCAGUACCGGAGCUGCAGACGCCGUUGAACCCUUACAAGGGCGCAGGUCUGGGCACGGGCAUUGUUCGCGCAAUUGAGCCAGAGGAUGUAUACGACGACAGGCCGCAGGCGAGGACACGGGACGACUCGCAGGAGGACGGCUACGAUUACGAAGAAGACCGGUACGCGACUGUUAGGCCCGGGCGGCAGUACUACGGCGAUCUCGGUGGUGUAGCGGCCGCGCGGCAGAUUUCGACCACGUCAUCGUCGACGGCGGUUUCAGGGUCUGAGAAUUGGGAGACGUACGACGAUAACAGCGAGCCGGAACCCGAUGCGUCAGACGCCUACUACGCCAAGCUGCGCGCGGCACGGUGUAAGCGGCAAGAGCCGGGAAGCCAGCUGCAGAGUCAUCAUCAACAGCAGCCGAAGAGGUUGAGGGGGAUACCGCCGCCGAAGGGAUACACGGGGCCGGUGAUGAUUGAUGAGGACGGCAAUCGAAUCGUGUCGGGGAGUGAAUGGGGUGACUCUGAGGUGUUUUGA
Molecule: messenger RNA, 2271 nt
Organism: Cordyceps fumosorosea ARSEF 2679
Lineage: Eukaryota; Fungi; Ascomycota; Sordariomycetes; Hypocreales; Cordycipitaceae
Product: Microtubule-associated protein, MAP65/ASE1-type
Exons: 3
Coding region: 1-2271 (756 amino acids)
Biological process (GO): mitotic spindle midzone assembly; microtubule cytoskeleton organization
Cellular component (GO): cytoplasm; mitotic spindle midzone; spindle
Molecular function (GO): microtubule binding
Source: RefSeq, a predicted model, not a curated record